AUGCGCGCGGCUCCCCCGUUGCAAGAAGUGGACUUGACCGGAGCUAAAACCAACAAAGGCAGACUCUGGUGGGAGCUGCGGAAGCGCCGGGCACUGAGUCAACAAGCGGGUCCCAUUGAAAUGCAAAUAGCGCGGCCGCGGCCCCGGCGCGCCACCUCCCGCCCCUUAACUUCUCAACCCCCGCGCCGCGCCGGCCUGAAUGGGCCCAUUGACGCGCGCCGGCGGUCCCCGCCGCGCCUCGCCCCGCUGCCGCGGGGCCGCCUGCAGCCGCGAGCCCGCCCGGCCGCCCGGCCACGCAGGCCUCGCGGGCUCGGGCCGGCCUCGCGGUCGCGGUCAGCCGUCGUCGCCUCCUCGUCCUCACCGCCGCUCCCUGCCAGCGCCGGAAGGCGGACGCGGCCCUGCACGCGGGGGCCCUCCUUUCUGCGCGAGGAACAGGAAAAUGCGCUCCGCGGCUGAGUUAAAAACAAAAACAGCAACAAAACCCCAAACAGGAAGAAGUUCCAACGUUCCACAGAGGCGGUGCUGAACACUUCUGGCUUCGAAGGAGGUUCUCGCGGAUGCUCUGUAAAUGCUGAAGGAAAAACAAAUCCCGUUUGGCCUGUGGAUACCGCCCACCCUCUCGCCCCACUCCCCUAUCCUUUGUUUUACUUUGACUAGAUAACAUUAUCAGCCGGUUGUUUAUUCUGCGCUUUCCCUAAGGUUUAAAGUUAAUGCAAGCACUGUUAAAACUUCUACAGAACUUAAAAAGUGUGUGUGUUGGGGGGCUAAGUUUUAACAUAAAUACAGGCCAAUUCAAUUUUUUUUUUUAGCAAGCUAUGAGCUACUAGCAAUAGUUUUCUUAAAAAGCUAAACGGUAUUUAAAGAUCACCUGAAGACAUAAGCUGACUUUCUACAACAUAUAUAUUUGAUUGCUGUAUCAGACUCUAAGGAAAUGAGGAUUGAUAUACGUGUGACACAUAUAAUAAAGGAAAUCUUUAUUUUUAAAUCCCUUAA
This is a messenger RNA of Mustela lutreola (European mink), 993 nucleotides long. RefSeq lists its product as uncharacterized. NCBI's taxonomy places the organism in Eukaryota, Metazoa, Chordata, Mammalia, Carnivora, Mustelidae. The coding region runs from base 1 to 456 and encodes 151 amino acids. The record is from RefSeq and is a predicted model, not a curated record. The transcript has 2 exons.